Molecule: messenger RNA, 420 nt
Organism: Rangifer tarandus platyrhynchus (Svalbard reindeer)
Lineage: Eukaryota; Metazoa; Chordata; Mammalia; Artiodactyla; Cervidae
Source: the annotation of a GenBank genome assembly
AUGGCCGGCCGUCUCCGCUCGCCGCCCCUCCCCGCCGGAGGGCGUGGCGUGCGCGUCCCCCGCCGGAAGCUCCGCGGCUGCGCACUCAGCGGAACAACUGACCGGAGGGAGCAGGGGAGGCGCGAGGGGGUCUUUGCCCCAAACGGGAAGCGGGGUUGGACCCGCGGGCCGCGGCCACAGCUGCCGGACGCCGUGCGGCCGGCGCCUCCCCCACCCACCCCGCGCGGCGGGGCUCAGCGUUUCCGGGUCACCAACACCAGCAUCUCUACAGCCUUCGGAGACGUAGGGCGGUCAAGACCCACAGAUACUCACCUAACCGGCCCCUGGCUAGGCUCAGCUACCUGCGCAAUCCCCAACACCCCGCCAGCCAGCAAGGGGAGCCAGGUCUUGGGAAGUCCGAGGGCGCCCCCUCGAGGGUGA